UAUGACCGAAAACCACAACACCGUAUUUGUAUCUAGACCAGGUGUAAAUGGUGAACCGAAAGAAGAAAACUUUAGAUUUGAAAAAUGUCCUUACCCUGCAGAUCUACAGAAAGAAGAAGUAUUGAUUAAAACUCUGUACUUAUCUGUUGAUCCAGCAUUGAGAUGUCGGAUGAAUGAAAGUACAGGUGUAGAUUACAUGGGACCAUGGCAGAUAGGAGAAACAAUAGAGGGAUUUGGAGGAGUUGGUUCUGUAAUUAAGUCAUUAAAUCCAGAGUUUGCAGAAGGUGAUUUAGUCUGUUCUCAAUAUGGAUGGCCAUGGAAAGAGUAUUUUGUUAGGAAACCUGAUAAAUCAUUCCAGAAAGUGGACAGGUCAUUAGUUGGUGGGAAGAUAUCAUACUGUCUCAGUGUUUUAAGUCUGACAGGACUGACCUCAUAUUUAGGUAUUACAGAGGAAGGUCACUUACAACCUUUACAUACACUAGUAAUCAGUGGUGCAGCAGGGGCAUGUGGAUCUUUAGCAGGACAGUUUGGUCAUUUAAAAGGUUGUGAAAGAGUUAUUGGAAUUUGUGGUAGUGAUGAGAAAUGUAAAUAUUUAACAGAUGAACUUGGAUUUAAUGGUGCUAUCAAUUAUAAAACACAGAACAUAAAAGACGAACUGUGUAAACACUGUCCUAAAGGUGUUGAUGUAUACUUUGACAAUGUUGGUGGAGCAAUCAGUGAUCAGGUCAUUAAACAGAUGAACAAAGAUUCCCAUGUAAUUUUGUGUGGACAGAUAUCUGUUUAUAAUAAAGAUGUCCCCUAUCCACCACCCAUACCAGAGGAGACUAAGCAAUGCCUUCAGCAGAAUAAUAUCACAAGGGAAAGGUUUUUGGUGCUUAAUUAUCCUGAAAAAUUUGAUGAAUCGUUAAAACAGAUUGCUGAAUGGCUCCUAUCAGGCAAAAUAAAGGUGAAGGAAACUAUUGCAGAAGGUCUUGUAAAUGCUGGUCCUGCCUUUGUAUCAAUGAUGAGAGGAGGAAACAUAGGAAAACAAUUAAUUCGUGUAGCUAGUCUAUAAACUUUUCAAAUGUAUUUCAUAGUACUAAUAGAGAUUAAUUUGUCAAUUAAUAUGAUUUGUAAAUGAUAAUCAUUUUUUUUUUAAAUUCAGGGAAUAAAUGUUUACUUUUAAGA
Mytilus californianus (California mussel) is the source of this 1167-nucleotide messenger RNA. Its product is annotated as prostaglandin reductase 2-like. Lineage: Eukaryota; Metazoa; Mollusca; Bivalvia; Mytilida; Mytilidae. Bases 2 to 1054 code for a protein of 350 amino acids. The transcript has 8 exons. Gene Ontology annotation, biological process: prostaglandin metabolic process. The record is from RefSeq and is a predicted model, not a curated record. Gene Ontology annotation, molecular function: 15-oxoprostaglandin 13-reductase [NAD(P)+] activity.